Peromyscus leucopus (white-footed mouse) is the source of this 2310-nucleotide messenger RNA. RefSeq names its product developing brain homeobox 2 (gene Dbx2). Bases 232 to 1173 code for a protein of 313 amino acids. The transcript has 4 exons. Gene Ontology annotation, biological process: regulation of transcription by RNA polymerase II. Gene Ontology annotation, molecular function: DNA-binding transcription factor activity, RNA polymerase II-specific; DNA binding. The record is from RefSeq and is a predicted model, not a curated record. NCBI's taxonomy places the organism in Eukaryota, Metazoa, Chordata, Mammalia, Rodentia, Cricetidae.
UGCCCCCAUUGUUGGCCGCAUCUGUCACUUUGUGGGCAGGAUGACAUGAAUGGAUGGGCCGGACACACCUUCCGUGGUGGUGUGAAAACCCUGUCCUGAUCUGCAGACUGCUCCCGGACUCUGCCAGAGGCGCCGCCGAGGGCCAGGGACGCACCUCGCCUUCCCGAUCCCUUCCCAGUCCCCGUCCCCGCGCACUCGCUCCCCGCGGCUCCCGGGCAGCGGGCGCGCACCAUGCUGCCCAGCGCCGUGGCUGCCCAGGCCGGAGCCUACUGGGAUGUGGUGGCGUCCUCGGCACUCCUCGGCCUCCCAGCGCCGGGCUUCGGCAGCCUGGGCAAGAGUUUCCUGAUUGAGAACUUGCUGCGCGCAGGGGCCGGGCCCACGCACGCACCCCCGCCCCCGCGCCCCGCGCCGGGUCCCGAGUGUCCGCAGUUGCGACCGCUGCCUGCCAGCCCAGUGCCGCUCAAGCUGUGCCCAGCCGGGCCCUACGGCGCGCGCUGGGCCUUCCAGAUGCCCGGCCGGGUUUCAGGGGACCGAGACAGUGCCUUCCAACCCUCAACCCCAGUGCCUUCCAAACCCUUCCUCCUGAGCGCCCUGCCCUUCUACUCUGCGUGCUGCGGUGGGUCCUGCAGGCGCCCCGCCUCCCCCACAGCUUUUCCAAGAGAAGAACACGGGUUGCCUCUGCUCACCCAGGACUCAAAUUCCAAAGCUCGAAGGGGGAUUUUAAGAAGAGCUGUGUUCUCAGAGGACCAGAGAAAGGCUCUGGAGAAAAUGUUUCAGAAGCAGAAGUACAUCAGCAAAACAGACCGAAGGAAACUUGCUGUCAGCUUGGGACUGAAGGAGUCACAGGUGAAGAUCUGGUUUCAGAACAGAAGGAUGAAAUGGCGGAAUUCCAAAGAAAAAGAAGUGCUCUCCAACAGGUGCCUCCAAGAAGUGAGUCUUCAAGAAGAGAGGCUCGCGCGGCCCGCGGUGGGUUUCCCUCCUCCGUGCCCUGCCCUGUGGGAAGUCUCCCAGCCGCACUCAAGCCCCAGCUGGAGGGAGAAUUCUCCAGAACCCGCAGAAAGACUGACCCAGGAGAACGCAAGGGUGCCAGAAGCAAAUUCACUCCGAGGUGCCUUGUACUUGGGUCCUGAGAAGGACGCUGGAGACAAGGAUGGACUCACUAGCGCCAUCUGAAGGGAGCAUGCGCCAUGCUCAUCGAAGGGAACCCAUAGCCUGUAACAUUGGGGUUAAAGCCAGUUAGCGUGUGUCUCAACCCUGCCUUAAACUAACACCUUGGCACGAUACCUGAGCGGAUGCCUUAGGAGAGCCAGUCUGCUGUUUCUUAUUUAGCCCUAGACGGAGGCUCAGUGUCUAAAUGGAGUAGAACCUCCCAGGAGGUACAAUAGGACUGAAAGAUAAGAGCCAGUGUCGGUCCACGGCCUGUUCUGAAUACGUGUAUGUAUAUAUGCGUGUGUCUGUGUAUAUGUAUGUAAAUGCUCAUUAAAUACAUUAGCAGAAACCAGUUCUCUCCAAGUUUUACAUGGCGCAAAUUUCUUUUUUUAUAUGAAGAAAAAAAUUGAGCAAAUAUUCAUUUUUCCAAAUAAUGCAAAACUUUGGCUCCAAUGCCACACAAUGAAUUAUGUUUGCAAAAAUUCUCAUCUUCUGGCUUUUUUUUUUUUUUUUGGUAUCCAGGUGUAAGUGAAUUUUAGCAAGCUCCGCAGUCGUAAUCAAAUGAGCCACAGCUAGAGACACAUAAUGAUGACAGAGAGGAUAAACUCAACAGGAAUCUACAAUUUUUGAAAGUAGUUAUCAGUAUUUCUAGUUUCCAGGUCUGAGAUAGAUGAGGCUAUCAGUGAGGAAGGUCUGCAUUUAUCUGUGAAUUGGCUUUUUGAUCUCUUCUCUGUAGGGGUUAUCCUAAACCAGGGUUUUCUGAAUAAAAUAAACGCCUGAGUGGAAGGUUUGUCAGACAGUGGAUCAGCCAGCAUUCAGUAACUUUUUGAUUAUCUCUGCCAACUAGUUUGUAAUCAGUGCCCCAAAACCUAAGCCUGUGUCUCCAUUCUUAAACUGUCUCUAACAGGAUGAAAAAUCACAGCACCAAUGGGCUCCGUGGUCAGUGCUGAUCCCACACUACGGUCUGACUUUUCCACCUAGCUGGUUCAUACUACAUAUGUUAGGUGGUUUUAUAAAUUAACAGACACCACCCAGAUGUUUUAUGAUUACUCUGAAAUAGUCUUUGUAUAAAAUCAUAUUUCUGGUAAUGAUUUUCUUAGUUAUCCAAAUAUAUUAAUUCUAAGUUCAUGAAAAAAAUGUUUCACUUUGCAGGAAAUAAAG